CUGCGCUGCUGGCUGGCAGAAGCUUUGCAGGAGAGCUACGGGUCGCACGCAGGGGUCCCGCGGCUGUCCCGACCGGGGAAAAUGACCCAAAAAUCUGGAUAAAUGGCGAAGUUCAAGAUGAAGUCCGGCCAGCGGUGGCUUAUUUUUCUUUUCUUUCUACCUUUAUCGGGUGUUUUAUGCUUUAGUGAGCUGUCCUUCAUCACAGAGCCCAGUGAUGUUACAGCUCUACCAAAGGAUCCUGCUGUGUUGGACUGUCAGGCUCAUGGGCAGCCUCCGGUCACCAUCAAGUGGCUCAAAAAUGGAGUCAAGUUGGCGGAAAGCGAGCACUUGAGGUUUCUGCCGAAUGGCUCCUUGUACAUACCAAAGAUAAAGCAUACCAAGGAGGAUUCAGAUGAAGGGUUCUACCAGUGCCUCUCCCAGAACAAAUAUGGAGCUAUCCUAAGCCAAAGAUCACGUCUGACUAUCGCAAGUAUCACAGAGUUUGAGUCGCAUCCCGUGUCCACGGCAGUGUCUGAGGGUUCUGUGGCGCGGUUCUCCUGCGCCGUCGCCUCCAGUCCUCCGGCCACCAUCACCUGGGAGUUUAACAGAAGCACGCUUCCUCUACAGACAGACAGGAUAACGGUUCUGCUGAACGGAGUCCUUCAGAUUCACAACGUUCAACUGGAGGACGCCGGACGGUAUCGCUGCGUUGCCACUAACAUCGGCAGCCGCUUAAAGAGCAGAGAGGCCACGCUGACAGUAAACAAAGCCGGAGGCCCUAAACCCCAUCAGAGGCCCCGAAUCAUCGCUGGACCACAGAACCUAACGGUGUCCCUUCACCAUACUGUGAUACUGGAGUGCGUGGCCACAGGCAAUCCCUCACCCAUCAUCUCCUGGAGCCGAGCCGACAGCAAACCCAUCGAUGUUUACAACGCCAAAGUGCUGGGGAACGGGAACCUGGUCAUCACCGACGUCAGCUCCAAGCACAGCGGCGUGUACCUGUGCAGGGCCACCACGCCUGGAACACGCAACCACACGACUGCAGCCGCCAACCUCACAGUGUUAGUGCCACCAACCAUUGUUGAGAGGCCUGAGAGUCAGACCCGUCCACGAGCCGGCACUGCCCGCUUCAUGUGCCAAGCAGAGGGAGUGCCUCCACCACGCAUCCGCUGGCUAAAGAACGGAGAAGAGGUUCACCUGAAUGGGAGAAUAAAGAUGUACAGCAGUAAACUGGUGAUCACCCAGAUUAUCCCCGAAGAUGAUGCCAUCUAUCAGUGCAUGGCAGAGAACGAACAGGGGUCUGUGCUGUCCCUGGCCCGCCUCAUUGUUGUCAUGUCUGAGGACAGGCCCAGCGCGCCAAGGAACAUCCACGCUGAAACCAUCUCAAGCUCUGCCAUCCUGCUGGCCUGGGACAGACCCCUGUACAACGCAGACAAAGUGAUAGCCUACUCCAUCCAUUACAUGAAGGCUGAAGGUCUGAACAACGAAGAGUAUCAGGUCGUUAUUGGCAACGACACAACCAGCUACAUCGUCGACGACCUGGAGCCGGCUCGAAACUACAGCUUUUACGUCGUGGCUUAUAUGCCGAUGGGAGCCAGUCGCAUGUCCGACCAAGUCAGCCAACACACGCUGGAAGACGUACCUCUGCGUACUCCGGAGCUCACUCUGACCAGCCACAGCUCGACGGAGAUCCAGGUGACCUGGCAGCCCCUGCCUACUAAGAUCAGCCGCGGCCGAGUAUUGGCCUACAGACUCUCCUAUCGCACGGCUGUAGACGACACCGUCAUCAGCGUGGAGCUACCGCAAAACGGCACGCAACACCUGUUGAAGGGCCUGCAGCCCGACACCAUCUACCUGCUCCGAAUAGCCGCGGCCACGCGUGUGGGCUGGUGCGAGCCCUCGGCGUGGACCUCGCACCGUACAUCGAAGAUCUCCAGCGGCAGAGUGCCUCCAGCCCCUGUUUUGCAGCUUGAGGCUCUGAACUGCACCUCCGUCAGGGCCCGUUGGCAGACCGCCCCAGAUUCUGUGGCUGUUCUGGGUUUCCGGCUGUGUUACCAUGAGGAGGGCCAACCGGAGCAGCCGAGCAUCCUGCUGCAGGCUCAGACCUACGCCUACACCAUCGGUGGCCUCGAUCCAAGGAGAAAAUACCACUUCAAGAUUCUGGCUAUCAGCAAAGUCGGAGAUGGUUAUCAGACAGACCAAACAAUGAGCACUCCAGGAUGUCUGUCGGCCAGAGACCAGCUGGCUGCAGCUCCUCCCCCUCCACAUCAAGUCACCGUCUUGACCAGCAAUUCAUCCGCGGCGACCCUGCGCUGGAGUCGCCCGGCUUUCUCCUCUGGAAAGGCUGUUAGCUACACGGUGCGCUGCACCCCCGUGGGCACGCACAACGUCUCCGCCAUCCUCUACAUCCAAACCACCAAGCAGAGCGUUACGGUUCACGAUCUGAUUCCAAACACUCAGUAUGAGUUUGUGGUGCGUCUCCAUGUGGAUCAGAUGUCCAGUUCCUGGAGUUCGGUCGUGCACCACCGGACUUUGCCAGCAGCGCCCAGCCACCCGCCCGCAGCAGUGCGAGUAACUCUGAUUGAGGAUGACACAGCUCUGGUGUCCUGGAGGGAGCCCACUGAGCCGAACCUGGUGGUGACGCACUACACCAUCCUGUACGCUUCACAGCAAGCCUGGAUGGCUGGACACUGGCAUAGAAUACAGAGAGAGGGAACUCACACGAUGGCCUUAUUAGAGAAGCUGGAGCCGGGAAAUGUCUACCUGGUGAAGAUUUGUGCCUCCAACAAAGUAGGCGACGGACCUUUCUCCAGCAUCGUGGAGCUGGUGCCGAAGCGCGGACACGUCCACCGCAGCAAGAACCCCAGGCACUCAGACGGCUUUCCGGUCACCACAGUGUUCUCUGACGGCCUCUACCACAUUGACCAGAGGUCCAUGACGGGGAUAAUGGUCGGCGUGAGCAUCGCCUUAACCUGUAUUGCCAUGUGUGCCUUAAUCCUCAUCAGCAAGGGCAGACCGAGAAAAUCAGCAGGUCCCAAAGUCAUUGCUGUCAGAGCCUCUGAAGGUCCCCAUCCUGGCAGGCCCCUUCCCGGUAGCUACCACCUGGAGAACGUUGAGGCUCUCUUACCUGUGAUCAGCAACCAGUUCAAGGAUCCUGCGGGUGGAACUGAUGCUGUCACAAAUAGUUGCGGUCCAGUCAGGAACAAGACUCAAAGCAAGAAGUGGCUGAUUUUCCAGAGAGAGAUGAGCAAUCUACCUGCAAACGAUGCUGAGACAAGAGCCUGCUCCUACGAGCCCGGCCGGACCGUCCUGAGGUACGACGAGCGCCCGGGCUCUGCCCCGCUGCCCCUUUCGUCUCGGGAGAUCAUCUACGGACCGCUUCACGUGGAGAGCUCUCAGAGCAGCGAAGGCAGCCAGGAAACCGGCGACUCGGGUCACUACUCCAACGAGGAGAGCAACGAAGAGACGAGCAACCCGUCAACCUGCCAGAGUUCAAGAACCGCCCGUUUGGAGUCAGACGCCGGCGCCGCUGGCCCGGAUCUUAAGCCGUCUGUUAAAGCGGAACCGGACGGGAUGCACUUCCGUCGCUCAGUUCCCGAAGCUUCCUUUCUCACCAGUGCCUCCGGUAACGCUCAUCCCCAAGCAGCCUGCUCCUGACACGGCCGGGCCCGUUUCCACACUCCGCCGACCCGAAGCGACGCCGCUUCUACCUCAUUCGCUUCCUGAGAAGAGACCCUAGAGUAUUUUGUGACAGAGAGGGGCCACCAGGAACCUGCUGCUGGAACGGAAGAAAUGUGCAUUCGCUUCGGACGUACCCUCAGGAUUUUGGAUGAAUGUCGUUAAAACAUUUCUUUCGCUUUUAUUUUUUUUUUUUUUUUUACACAACUUUCUACCUGUUUGCGUGUUUGGUAUUGUCUGUCCUCACCCAAGCUCACCCACGAUGAAUGUUUAAGAAGAAUGUCAGAAUUGACCGGGAUACAUUUUUAUUAGAUUUAUUAGAGAUGCACCGAUCAGGAUUUCCGUUUUUUUGUGAAGACGCGGAAAUCGGUCACCAGCCGAUUUCUUGAUGCAUCCCUAAUAUUUACUCGUCUACUAGAGCGGAGGAUGUAGUGGAGCCCCUUUUUGAUGAAUGAUCUACCUCAGCGUACUGUUUUUAUAUACAUUACUACCUCCUUUUACCACGUCUUCUGCAGUAUUACCUCAGACUCAGGGGAGAAAGUGAAAGCGCUUCAUUUCCUUGUUCAUGUCAACUUUUUUUUUUUCCCCCCUGAGCAUUACGUUCCAUUUCUGCCCACACGGGUUGAAAGUUAUUUUGCUCCUUAUUGUUGUUCUUUGCCGUAAAGAUGAAAAGUGCAUUACAUUUUGUCGAACUAAUUUUAGCUUUAUCCAACAGUAUUGUUUGGCAUUUUCAGUGCACUGAUUCAAAGCUUUAACAUGGCCUUAAAAAAAAGAAAAGAAAGGGCUUUACAUGCUAUAGAUGGUUAGAUCCAAAGAAAAGGAAAAAAUUAAAAAAAAAGACAAAAUCUGCACCCAAAGAGUUACAUUAGAAACUAAAAGGCAACCAAAAAUAAAGCAGAUGUCCUUUUAGGGUGUAAUUUACCAAAAUAUUGUUCUUACCAGAGAUGUACAUUUUCCUGGGUUCUCUGUGUAACUGUUUAUAGUGCUUUAUUCUGGUGAAAGCUUUAGCACAAGCCUUUGUGCUCCAUUUGCCUUCUGAAACCAUUGCUAAAUGCAGAGGUGAUGCCGAUGCUAUUAUCCAAAGAGUUGUUCUGCUUCCUCAGACGGGUUACAGCUUGUUUUCUACAGUUGAUCCUUGGUACGGCCUGCUGAAAAGUAUACGCGCAAGACCAAAGAUUCAGCGUGUCCUGCCAGUGGUGAUUGGUUUGUAAUUAUUCUAAACUGAGAGAGUAAUUUGUCAUCGUUCAUUAAGUUUACCGUAAGGAUGAAGACUUGGCUUCUGUCCUUUGUGUUUCCUGUCCAGGUGUGACAGUAAAGGAUUCUGACUAUCAUAAUGGAAACCCUCUGAGCGAAGAGCAACAUAAUCAGAUUUUUUCUAUCUUUGUAAUACAAAAUAAUCCUAACCAAAGGAUCUUUAAGUCUCUGUUCAUUUAGUGAAUUUCUUUGGUUUUCAUUUACAUUGUGUACUGGGUUUGUAUUCAAAGAUGAAAUGAUUUCCGCAGUUUGGUUUCUAGAAAGGCUUUCUUUUUCACACAGUUUUUAUUUUUUUUUUUAAACUUGAGAUGUCAGAAAGUGUUCUGGUGUCUUUUUAACCGCCUUGAAUUGUUUUAACCCAAUUGAUUCUUAGGUUCCUUUGGGGAAAUUCAGAUUUAGAUUAUAUUUCUUUAGCACAAUGUUGCGAACCAAAAACAUUUAUUCUGACACUUUUCCAGAAUGUCUUCUUUCAGUUUUAGUUAAGGCUGUGUGAUGACUGCUGUAAAAUUGCUAAAACUGAAAGUUUAUGAUGAAGCCAACAGGUUCUGAAUUUAGACAUAGAAUGUAGAUUGAACUGUUAUUUAAGUUUUCUGAUUUUGUUUUUUGUUUUUUUGAGUACCAGAAUGCAUCUUCUCCACCAAAGAGAGCAACAAAAUAGAUUAUUUUAUGGUGUUGAACUGUUGCAACAAGCUUUUUUGAUACUCAAACUGAUAAGAUUAGAUAAUAAAAUUGUUCUUGAGAAAAAGA
Messenger RNA from Fundulus heteroclitus (mummichog), 5658 nucleotides. RefSeq names its product protogenin B. The transcript is spliced from 19 exons. Gene Ontology annotation, biological process: axon guidance; cell-cell adhesion. Bases 103 to 3636 code for a protein of 1177 amino acids. Lineage: Eukaryota; Metazoa; Chordata; Actinopteri; Cyprinodontiformes; Fundulidae. Gene Ontology annotation, molecular function: protein binding. The record is from RefSeq and is a predicted model, not a curated record. Gene Ontology annotation, cellular component: plasma membrane; axon.